AUGACUACAAUGAAGAAUCCUAAUUCGUCGUCUUCUAAGCUCGCCGUAUUCAGCCACAUCAAAUAUGAGCACCUGGUAGCUGGUAUAUCGGGUGGUGUCACCUCAACUCUUAUUCUCCACCCUUUGGACCUUAUCAAAAUUAGAUUUGCAGUAAAUGAUGGCAGGACCGCAACAGUACCACGAUAUGAUGGACUAGGCAGUGCAUUUGUUACUAUAGUUAAAAAAGAAGGUGUACGGGGCUUAUAUCGGGGUGUCACACCUAACGUUUGGGGUUCAGGUUCUGCUUGGGGUUUCUAUUUUCUGUUCUACAAUGCAAUUAAAACCUGGAUACAAGGCGGGAAUGCACGUACUCCUCUUGGACCUGGGUUGCAUAUGCUUGCUGCUGCGGAAGCAGGUGUGCUCUCCCUCAUCAUGACAAACCCAAUCUGGGUGGUGAAGACUCGCCUCUGCCUACAGUACAGUGAUGAACAUGUAACUGAGAACAAGAGAUACAAGGGCAUGGUUGAUGGACUAACCAAAAUUUAUAGGACGGAGGGUAUUAGAGGGUUAUACAGGGGUUUCGUUCCUGGCAUGUUUGGCGUGUCUCAUGGGGCGCUGCAGUUCAUGACAUACGAGGAGAUGAAAAACAGAUACAACCAAUACAGGAAUCUGCCCAUUGACAUUAAACUGACAUCGAUCGAGUACCUAACGUUCGCGGCCAUCUCUAAGCUGAUCGCCGCCGGCGCGACCUACCCCUACCAGGUGGUUCGCGCCCGCCUCCAGGACCAGCACCGCUCGUACCGCGGCGCCUGGCACUGCGUCACCGAGACCUGGAGGCACGAGGGCUGGCGGGGCUUCUACAAGGGUCUCAAACCGAACCUGGUGCGUGUGGUACCCGCGACCAUGAUCACAUUCCUGACAUACGAGAAUAUCUCCCACUACAUGUUGAGCAGGGGUCAGCAAUUUAAACUGCCAACA
Iphiclides podalirius (scarce swallowtail) is the source of this 957-nucleotide messenger RNA. The record is from the annotation of a GenBank genome assembly. NCBI's taxonomy places the organism in Eukaryota, Metazoa, Arthropoda, Insecta, Lepidoptera, Papilionidae.